This is a messenger RNA of Microtus ochrogaster (prairie vole), 705 nucleotides long. RefSeq names its product EF-hand calcium binding domain 13 (gene Efcab13). The transcript is spliced from 10 exons. The record is from RefSeq and is a predicted model, not a curated record. Bases 1 to 705 code for a protein of 234 amino acids. NCBI's taxonomy places the organism in Eukaryota, Metazoa, Chordata, Mammalia, Rodentia, Cricetidae.
AUGAUCACUGGGAGCAAAGUGAAUGUCAAUGGAGUAGAUAAUAUCUUGAAAAACAUCGGGAUAGAAUUCACGCCGAAGGAACGUUGGAAGCUGCUGAAGACUCUGCCUGUCACCUCUGCUGGUACCGUGUAUCGCAACCGACUGUUGGAUGGUGUAAAAACUUUUCACAGAGGGAAAGGUUGUAUAAAUAAACUAGAAACCAUUAUGGAAAACCUGAACUACAAUGUUGGGGAAAAAGACAUGAAAGGUCUGCGGAGCUUCCUGAUAUCUGAUGGUACUGGGAGAUUCUCACUGAGCUCCUUGAUGAAUGCAGCCAAUUUGUUUUCUGGUGGUAAAAUAGAAGUUGAGGAUAUACAGCCAUAUCUGGAAAGCUUAGGCAUUGAAUUAACAGACAAUGAAAGCCAGAUGAUAAAGAGCAUAGUUCCAGUCGAUGAUGACAACAUGGUGUAUCAAAAUGUGUUAAUGGACGUACUGCGGACUCACAGAAGUGGAAAAGUCAGUCUUGAUAAAAUUGAUGAUGCUCUUGAACAACUGGGAUAUCCUCUUGAGGAAGAGGAAAUAGAGGAAUUGUCUAAACAUCUGCCCGUUAAUCAAGAGAGGACAGUCCGCAUGGACCUGCUUCUGGAAGAGGUCGGUAUGGUGUUAGUUCCCAAACCGAAGAGUUCCCUUGACCAGAAAGAAGUUACAUUUCUGCCACCCUCCUGA